Molecule: messenger RNA, 5008 nt
Organism: Colletotrichum destructivum
Lineage: Eukaryota; Fungi; Ascomycota; Sordariomycetes; Glomerellales; Glomerellaceae
Product: Putative pleckstrin domain, BAR domain, PH-like domain superfamily, AH/BAR domain superfamily
Exons: 2
Coding region: 380-4606 (1408 amino acids)
Cellular component (GO): cytoplasm; plasma membrane; endoplasmic reticulum
Molecular function (GO): protein binding
Source: RefSeq, a predicted model, not a curated record
CUUUCAGCGAUCCGCGGGGUGCUCUCGGCCGAGUCUAUAGUGGACCGGCCAGUCAAGACUGACCUGGGUGAAGCAAGCACAAAGCGAGGCUGUCCCAUUGGUCCUCUCUUCGGCCGGCUUCAGCCUAUUCUCCAGACGAGCAAGCGAGGCUUGACAUUGACAGCACACCUCCCAAAGCUGCGACCUCCCAAACGCGGCGUUCGCCGACGUCAUCACAACUUCGCCAAACAUCUUUUGUUCCUGUGGCCUCGCCUCCCUUCGCACUACUCUAUCGAACCAACCUUUCGAGCAUGCAUACUAGACUCCAUAGACGCCCAUGAUACCCCCCUUAGACUGCGACCCGACCGACUCCAAGUCGCCCUAAUCCACCCCCUAUACGAUGACCGAGCCCGCUCCGGCGGCCGCCCCCGGCGCUGCAACGACGACCACUCCGGCCCCGAAACAAACAAGCCCUGCGAUCCCCGUCGGCUUGAACGAAGCAUCCCUCGACUCGCCGACCUUUCGGUCCACCGCUCAGCAUUUCGGGGAACACAUUGACAACGUCGAGAAAUGGCUCGACGACUAUGUCCGCUCCACCUCCCGCGUCACUCGUGACAUCCUGGCUCUCGAGGAGAGCGUCAACACCUAUCUGUCCAAGAUCUUCCCGCCCGCGGCGACAGCCGAUGCCAUUAUCGACCACGAUUACACACUGCUCGCUCUGCGCCGCAUCAGCGAUGGAUCCAAGGAGUGGUGGACGCAGAUUAUGUCGACCGUACGGAAGAUGGAUACCAUUUCCGUCGAACCCAUUCGGUCUUUCGUCGCUGCCGACCUGCGCUCGUUCAAGGAGGUGAGGAGAGUCCUGGAGCACACUCAGAGGAACUUUGACCAGGCCAUGGCUCGUUAUAUGAGCCAGUCCAAGACGAAAGAGCCGUCUGCCAUCCGCGAAGAAGCGUUCGCCGUGUACGAGACGCGCAAGGCGUACCUCAAGGUCUCGAUGGAUUUUUGCCAGCUCGCACCACAGAUCCGCUUCAGCUUGGACAAGCUCCUUGUUCGUGUCAGCUCCGACUUCUGGAAAGAGAUGAAGCGGUCGCGCGACGCCGCUGCCGUGUCGACCAAGUGGGGCUCGGAGAUGGACCGCAUUCGCGGCUGGUCAAGGGAGAUGGAAACGACAGAGUUCGUCUUCAAGAGGGAGCUGCAAAUCGCUCGCCGCGACAUAGGGGAAAGUACCCUCCAGGCUUUCAAGCCAUCCCGAGAGUUGGAGGACUACAGCGCGUCGACCGUUCAGUUCCUCGGUUCCAGGGGCCCCGUCAGCGUCCAGCCGCAAGAGAGCUCUGCCGUCGUCUCGGAGAAACAGGGCUGGCUCUUCCUCAAGACGCUCUAUGGAAAACCGGCCAGGUCGAACUGGGUUCCUCGCUGGUAUUAUUGUCGUGAUGGCAUCUUUGGCUGGCUGAUCAACGCUCCCCAAGGUGUCCUGCAAGGCGACGAGAUUGGCGUCCUUCUGUGCAAUGCCAAACCAGCCGUCGCGGAAGAUCGCCGGUUCUGCUUCGAGGUCAAGACGAAGAGCCAGACCCUUGUUCUUCAGGCAGAGACCCAAAACCAGCUCACCGAGUGGCUUGAAGUCUUCGAAGUUGCCAAGAAGCGAGCGUUUGAGGCCAGCAUGGAUCGGGACAGCAGCUCUUCACCUGCUGGAGCCGACCCUGCCUUCUCCAUCACGCCGCCCCCGCUUCCGGAGUUUUCGGCAAGAUCUCUGGACACGAUAGUUGCGGGCGAGGAACCUGCACCACCAACCUUUGAUAGGGCUGGAACACUUCCGGUUCCUGGGACAGAGAGCAACAUGGCCGGCCGCGCUAGUUUCGACGUCAACGCCAGCGCCUCUCGUCGUUCCAUCACCGCUUUGGGCCGGGAUCUGGGCCGGGAAAUGGUUCGUGAAGAAGGGGAAAGCAAUCGCGACCAUGCGGCGAGGAUUAUCCAGAAGCUAGAUCUCCACCGCAAAGCGACCUUUGGAGCCGGUGCCGAAGCCGCGGUGGCGGCCGCUGCUGCACCAGGUAGUGGCGGCAUUGCGGGCUUGUUAGCAAACCACGGUCACCUUCCCGGAUACCCUUCUCCUCCACAAGGCGGGUCAAAGAAUUCAUCGAGCUCAAGAUUGCCUGCCCUGGACCCAGUCCAUGGGACCUUGGCCCCUUUGACGCUGGCAAGGCCCCCUGCGGCUACCAACCUGAGCCGGACGGCUGUCAUGUUCUCCGUGGACAGGGGCAUAGGAGGGGACAAUACUAGCCACAUGCCCACCGCCGUCCUCGCCAACUACUGGGGAAGCAGUGCAUGGAGCACCGUCUAUGGGUCAAGCCCGGGCCGUCCUCGCACUCCCGGUCUGCUCGAAGAGAACCCUUUCGGAAUAGUCGUCCGGGAGGUGGGCAAACCCGGAGAGGAGAAGCCCGCGACCCCCACAGCCGGGCAUAGGAAGACGGUCAGUGUCGAUGCGAAAUUCAAUCAGCCUCACAUGCCGUUCAAACAGCCGGCCGAGACUUUCCCCCCGGGUUACCCGCCAGAGUUAAGGAUCCAACAUCACCAGUUCCGCAUCCUCUUCCCUACCGUUCCCCUCGAUGAAAAGCUUGUCCUCGUCUUCCGGGCUGCUUGGUCAAGCUCGACGGGCAAAGACUCGCCAUCACACGGACAGGGGCUUGCGGGUAACGGUCGGAUUUACAUCACCCCCGACAAUAUGUACUUUUACGGGCAGCAGCUGGGUCUCGUCGUCGCCUAUGCCAUCAGCCUCGACAUCAUCGCCGAGGUCACGGCAGCGCCUGGAAAGGAAUGCGAUUUCAUCUUCCUCCACCUCGGCGAGGAUGGCAACGAGACAGGAUUCACCAGAAUCACCAUCAAGAUAUUCCUGGACAAUCUCCCACUCCUGCAUGCCAGAUUGAACCUGCUCAUUGACGACCUCCAGUCGGAGGAGCCCUUGGAGCUGUCAGAGCUCAUCCGGGCCCUGAUCAACCUCGAAUACGAAGAUUACAGCAAGCGCAGCCCGAGCGUCGAGAGCUGGGAAGAGGUUUCUUCCAAUACGCCGUUUGACGAUGGUACGCACUCUGGACGUCCCGCCAGGCGCCAGAGCCAGUUUGGACCACGGCUUCGCGUGUCGGGCCCAGGCUCUCGGCAUACUCUCAAGGUGCAGGUACCCGCGCAUCCCGUCAUUUUCGAACCCGAAGACAUGCAGAGAAUGGUGGCGGAACGACAUUUCGAGAUCAGCGCCAAGGCGUGCUUCCACGUGCUCUUUGGAGACAAGAGCUUCGUCUUUCCCAAGCUCUACUUUGAGCGGAGAGCGCAGCAGAUCGCCCAGGGCCCGUGGGCACUCGCAGACCACGGUCGGAUGAAGCGGGAAUUCCACUUCAAGUUCGACUACAAAGACAUGAUCGGUCGACCCAAGACGGUGGACGUCGUCGACAGCCAGACAAUGGACAUUUUCCAGGAGCAUGUCACGUACGUCGUCACGCACACCAAGACGGCAUGGCAUCUCCCGCAUUCGCAAGACUUCAAACUCGUGACCAAGGUUGUCAUCACACACGUGGCCAAGUCUAAGUGCAAGCUGGCGAUUUACACAAAGGUCGAAUGGUCCAAGGUGCCGACCUUCUCCAAAAACCUGGUCGAGCGCCAGGCGCUGAACGAUGCCGAGGGCGACGCUGAAGAGCUCGCAGACGUCGCAACUGACCAGGUGCGCAAACUGGGCCCGCACAGUCGAACGAAACGGGCAAUCCAGGUCUACGGAAACAUUGGGCAGCAGACUCAGGUCGUUGUGUUCUCACCAGCCGACGCCGCCGCGUCCAAGAAGCAGCUUAUCAAGCCGCGAACGCUGACUGCCAUGUUGCUGGAGACGCUCCGCUCGUUCGGCGAGAGCGCGGUAACGUCGCUCAUCAUGUGGGCCAUUGCGGCAGUGAAGACGCUCUUCAGCGUGGUCACGGCCCAUAGGCUCAUCCUUCUCGUACUUGCCGUCAGCGCGUUUACGAACAUCGCGCUGACUUCUAAGGAGAGCUCGACGUGGUGGACGGAGAGGCGGGCAGCCAAGUUCAUGGGCCGUGUCGGGGUUGGGCCGAACGUGGUGAUGAGCAAGGCCAUCUACAUGGCAGACCUGGGCGAGGCGACGGGGGCGGUGGGGCAUAACAGCAGUUGGCCCGCGGACAGCGCAUGCUUCAGCACUUUCCAGCUUGUCGCGAAUGCCACGGAUCUUGACGCGCCGUACGAGGACGCAGGGUCAACAUUGUCGUCGGCCACGAGCCGAGCAACGGCCCGGCGGCUGCGGCGGACACGGCAGCGACUCGGGUCGUACCGACACGACCUGCUCGUCGCGAUGCGAAUCGUCAAUAGUAUCGAGCGAGAGAUGGUGCAGUCAGAGUGGGAGAACUGGCUCGCGGACGAGAACGUGCGCUGCGACAAGCUCAAGACGGUUUUGGAGGAGAAGGGGGCGGACCCCAAGGACAAGACCAAGACGAAGCGGAGCGGCAGCCAGAAGGUUAUGACGGCCACCAUGGACGAAGACAAGAAGGAGACGCUGCGCGAAUGGUACGAUACGUACUGCGGGAGCUGUAAGAUGGAUCACCAGGCGUUGAUGAGUGAGCGGAGCUCGUUGGCGGGCCUAUAGAGGAGUUGGGGGUUCGCAUGGGCAUUGGGCAAUAGGGGAGGUUUUCGUCAACACCCACAGUCUACUGUUUUGUCUCCAUUUAGGGAGGGAUGAUCAUUGAUUUUUCGACAUUUUACAACAAACGUCCGAGUUUCCUCUUUUGCUAGCAUUGAUUUGGAGGCAUCGUGUGUAGACUGGGACCGUCGAACCAGAUAGUGGUUAGAUUACCAGCAACCGCGGGGCAUACAUCGCUCGGAUGGUUGGAUCGGGGCAACAUAGAGGCAACUAGCUAACAUGGAUAGGCGAGAGACUAGAUAGAGGUCGCGUCCCGGCUAUUACGGCCGGGCUCGCAUAGGGAUAGGCUGGACAGCAACUAGUUUAGACUGUAUGGUGUAGAUCAUGACGACGUGAUAGGAAUUGACU